Messenger RNA from Alternaria rosae, 1216 nucleotides. Its product is annotated as ubiquitin-conjugating enzyme E2 1. Gene Ontology annotation, molecular function: SUMO conjugating enzyme activity. The transcript has 3 exons. Gene Ontology annotation, cellular component: nucleus. The coding region runs from base 289 to 762 and encodes 157 amino acids. The record is from RefSeq and is a predicted model, not a curated record. NCBI's taxonomy places the organism in Eukaryota, Fungi, Ascomycota, Dothideomycetes, Pleosporales, Pleosporaceae. Gene Ontology annotation, biological process: protein sumoylation.
GACGGGAUCUAGCCCCGAAUCCCAACGCUGCGGCGCCCGAUAAUUGUUGUCAGGUCACGUGCAACCGUAACUCGACUUCACCUGGUCCUCUUACCGUCUGCAAUCCUCACUUUUACCCCAAUCGUAGCACCUUUACAAGCGCGACGCCACAGUCUCAAGCUCGCGAUAUAUAAUCUGCUGUCUUUGCAGUUUUUCUCUCUUUACCACACGCUCUACUAGUACUUUAGUACGGAAAUCCAGAAGACAAGCUAGAGGCGCAACAGCCAGCCUGAUACCUACACCGACACCAUGUCUCUUUGCGUCAACCGACUCUCGGAAGAGAGAAAGUCAUGGCGACGAGAUCACCCCUUCGGCUUCUUCGCAAAGCCCAUGCGCGGCUCCAACGGCAUGAUGGACCUGAAGCGGUGGGAAUGUGGUGUCCCAGGAAAAGAGAAGACGAUAUGGGAAGGCGGUUUGUUCAAGCUCGAAGUCGCAUUCCCAGAUGAAUACCCAACAAAGCCACCGAAGUGCAAAUUCGUCCCACCCCUCUUCCACCCAAACGUCUACCCCUCCGGCACCGUGUGCCUGUCCAUCCUCAACGAAGAAGAAGGCUGGAAGCCCGCCAUAAACAUCAAGGAGAUCCUGCUGGGCAUCCAAUCACUCCUCGACGAACCCAACCCAGAGAGCCCAGCACAAGCCGACGCAUUCAACCUGUUCAAAAAGGACAAGGCGGCGUACGAGCGCAAGGUCAAGCAGAUUGUCAAGGAGAACCCUGCGCCAUAGUGCGUUGUUAGAGCACCAGAGAGGGGGCUACAUAUUGUGAGAGAGGAGAUAGGGGAGAGGCCCUGUAUAGGGAGAUGAGGAGGCUUGGUUCUAUUUGACCGGAGGAAGGGGAGUUAUGUGGUUUGGGUUGGGUACGGCAUGGUGUGGUCAGGCCUUGAUGGGCUCGAGUGGAUGGCGCAAGCAUUCUUCCGUUCAGCCGCGGCAGACACUGCUCAGACGAUGUCGAUGUGCUCUUGCAUUUUCUUUCUUUCUUGCCUCUGACUUCUUGGCUUCGGCGCGCUUAGUAUGGAAACGUCUUUUUGAUAAGAUACGCAUCCUGGCGUUUGGGGGAGGGGCGACCGAGCAUAGUAUGGGUUCUUAGAUUGCGAGGAGAAAAGCCGCAUGUGGCUAUGACACCUGACUUCUUCUCAGCCUCCUGGCAUAUUGCGCAUGGAGUAAUAUACACGAUUGGUUC